Messenger RNA from Hordeum vulgare subsp. vulgare (domesticated barley), 852 nucleotides. RefSeq names its product protein SPA, chloroplastic. NCBI's taxonomy places the organism in Eukaryota, Viridiplantae, Streptophyta, Magnoliopsida, Poales, Poaceae. Bases 145 to 618 code for a protein of 157 amino acids. The transcript has 5 exons. The record is from RefSeq and is a predicted model, not a curated record.
AUAUCCGAAAAGACCAAGCCCUGGCCACCAGCGCCCGCAAGGGGUGAGAAGUGUGGCGUUGUGUCCGGCUGCGGCUACCCAUGAUCACCGUGCGUGCUUGCCCAGGCAUCUGAAGCAGCAGCGUCCAACGGGCGACGCAUCUCUAUGGCCAUGACCACCACCUCCUCCCGACUCACCACCGCUUACUCCUUCCUCUCCUCCACGCCAUGCUCGCCCACCAGCAUGGCGGUGCAUCCGCGGCGGCGGAGACCCGGCGCGCGGUACCCACGUAUCCAGGCCAUCGAGUUCGACCAGAACACGGUUGUGGCCAUAACUGUCGGCGUCGUCAGCGUCGCCGCCGGGAUAGGAAUCCCGAUUUUCUACGAGAAUCAAAUCGACAAUUCCGCAAAGAGAGACAACAACCAGCCGUGCUUCCCCUGCAGCGGCUCGGGCGCGCAGGUAUGCAGGUUUUGCACCGGAGCGGGGACGGUUACUGUAGUAAUUGGCAAUGGUGAAUCUGAAGUAUCAAAGUGUGUCAACUGCGAUGGCAUUGGAUCAUUGACAUGCACCACAUGCCAAGGUAGUGGCAUUCAGCCACGCUAUCUUGAUCGCAGGGAGUUCAAGGAUGAUGAUGACUGAAGAUCUUGUCAUUACUGGCUAACGACGGUAAGAUGAGGAAUCUGAUCUAAGGAUGAUGCUGCAUUCAUGGUGACGAUGUGUCCAUCAUGGAUGAUCUGAUUGUUUUGUGUUGUAUUAUAUUUUCUCUCUUUUUUGGUAAAUAUGUAUGGAUGUACAUGCACACUCUUUCUAUGUCUGAAAAUGACCAUCCUUGUGAGUGGGCAAAGAUGAUAAAUUUUUGUUGGACAUUUUCAA